AUGUGUUCGUUCCAACCAUCCAUUUCUGCCUUGGCUCUCAGCCAGUUUAUCCUGUGUUCUCUUCCAGAAGAGCCUGAGUGCACCUCCGCACGCUGCCAGUUCGGUUGCCAGAUCGACCGGUGGGGAGAGGUGCGCUGUCUGUGUGCCACCGGCCUCCACCUGGCCGCCGACAACAGGACCUGUGAAGAUGUGGACGAGUGUCGCGGGGCGUCAGAUGUUUGCCCUCCCCGACGCACUUGCAAGAACACCUUUGGCAGCUUUGUGUGUGUGUGCAGGGAGGGCUUUGUGUUGGGGACGCUCCAGGACUCAGUGCAGUGUCGAGAUAAAGACGAGUGUCUGGACAGUACUCACCUGUGUAGCCGUCAUUCCCAGUGUUUCAACACCUCUGGUUCCUACACCUGUCAGUGUCUGGAGGACUACUCUGGCGACGGCCACACGUGCUGGCCGAGGAGAGCCUCCCAGUCCAAGACCUCCAUGUACCUUCGGUACAAACUCUCCAAAAGGACCAGGCCCAUACAACAACCACGACGUCCGCAGAUCUGACGGUGCCUCUGGUUCUGACUGAUAACACUGUUGUGAAGUAGUUACUGGCGGACAUUUGGGGUCGAGUCGUGUUGAAACAACACAUGGGAGGAAAAUAGAUGUGUGUUGAAGCAGCUUCAUAGGACAAUUCACGAGGUAGAUGUGGGGUAAAUUGAGGUGGAGUUCAGCUAUCACAACAUAGUUAAAGCUGAGUAAUGCUAAGAAUUCCUCACACAACUGGAAAGUGUGGUAACGGUCUGUUUUAGCCUAUCAUUUGCCAGGCCUCUCUUCAGUUAGUCCACAAAGAUCCUAGAUUGCUACACGGUGCCAUUAGUGGUCUGCUGUUUGUUGUCAGUCAAAGAAGCCACUCAUUUGACAAACACAUUCGUCAAGGAACCACACUCUGUAGUCUGCCUGCCAUGCUUCAGACUCAAAACGCUCUGUGAUGACAUGGAAUUUUCCUUUGUUUAAGUUUCCCAGCUUAUUGUCUCGGAAAAGGUCACGGUUAAGAACAAGUUUCACACGCACUGCCAUACUGCUACUUUGGCAUUUGUAACCAAUUUCACAAUACAUAUGUUGUCAGCAUAAGGGAUCUUGAUAGGGACUUCAUGAGUGAUUAGCUAGUUUUCUGACAGGCCAGUGGGUGUACACGAGGGGACUAUUAGUCCGUAGGGACUAGUCUUUGAGAGGAGUGUAUACGUCAUUAUUUGUUAAUAAAAGGCUGACCUCUGGUGGAAAGAUAAGGGAUGAUAUUUGUCGAGAGAGAGCAGCGUCACCCUGACUUCUCCAUAGAUGGCAUCAUAGAUAGCAGUAUCACCCUGACUUCUCCAUAGAAGGGAUCAUAGAUAUCAGCAUCUCCCUGACUUCUCCAUAGAUGGGAUCAUAGAUAGCAGCAUCUCCCUGACUUCUCCAUAGAAGGGAUCAUAGAUAUCAGCAUCUCCCUGACUUCUCCAUAGAUGGGAUCAUAGAUAUCAGCAUCUCCCUGACUUCUCCAUAGAAGGGAUCAUAGAUAUCAGCAUCUCCCUGACUUCUCCAUAGAUGGGAUCAUAGAUAGCAGUAUCACCCUGACUUCUCCAUAGAAGGGAUCAUAGAUAGCAGUAUCACCCUGACUUCUCCAUAGAAGGGAUCAUAGAUAUCAGCAUCUCCCUGACUUCUCCAUAGAUGGGAUCAUAGAUAUCAGCAUCUCCCUGACUUCUCCAUAGAAGGGAUCAUAGAUAUCAGCAUCUCCCUGACUUCUCCAUAGAUGGGAUCAUAGAUAGCAGCAUCUCCCUGACUUCUCCAUAGAUGGGAUCAUAGAUAGCAGCAUCUCCCUGACUUCUCCAUAGAUGGGAUCAUAGAUAGGCUACAUAACCGAAAGCUGUUGAAAUGCAUGUAUUUGUUGAGUCGUGUUAAUUAAUUAAGGCACUUUGAGAGAUUGUCUGUUUGAUGAUGUAAAAUGUCUGGAACAAUGGUAUACGUGUUGAAUGGGAACUGACCAAUAAAGUUUGUUGUUAUUAUUA
Molecule: messenger RNA, 2021 nt
Organism: Oncorhynchus masou masou (cherry salmon)
Lineage: Eukaryota; Metazoa; Chordata; Actinopteri; Salmoniformes; Salmonidae
Product: nephronectin-like
Exons: 3
Coding region: 1-543 (180 amino acids)
Molecular function (GO): calcium ion binding
Source: RefSeq, a predicted model, not a curated record